GUUUGAAUGUUGAGAAAAAUGAGUUUAUUUCAAUGUAAUUUUAUUCUUUCGUUUUCGCGUUAGCAAGGGAGCGAUCUCUGUGCUGCUUUCUCUGUUUUUCCUCUGUUUUGUUACUGAAAAAUGAGCGAGGAUCCACUUUUAUCUCAUUUUAUAUUGUUUUUCUUUUAUCUAAGGCAGCUACAAUUUCUCGAGGAGUUUAGUUGACUCCUUAAUUUAUCAUUUCCUUUCUGUUAGGGCAAAAACAAGAAUGGAUGUUCGGUAGUGGUGUACAAUCUUUCUGUGGAGGCCUUUCUUUGUGCGAAGGCAUAAUCUUUUAACACAAUGUCAGAUUUAGAGGUUCCUCUUCGGCCAAAGAGGAAGAAGGUGUGGGUGGACUACUUUGUGCAAUUCAGAUGGAUUUUAGUUAUUUUUGUUGUCCUUCCUAUAUCAUUCAGCCUAUACUUCUUCACAUAUCUUGGGGACGUCAAAUCUGCCUGGAAAUCCUACGAGAAACGCCAAAAGGAACACGAUGAAAAUGUCAAGAAAGUUGUAAAGCGCCUUAAACAGAGGAACCCAACAAAGGAUGGCCUUGUUUGCACAGCCCGCAAGCCUUGGAUUGCUGUUGGAAUGCGAAAUGUUGACUACAAACGAGCACGUCACUUUGAGGUUGAUUUAUCGGCUUUUCGAAAUAUUUUGGAUAUUGACAAAGAAAGAAUGAUUGCCAAAGUUGAACCCCUUGUGAACAUGGGGCAAAUCAGCAGGGCCACUGUUCCACUCAAUCUUUCCCUUGCUGUAGUUGCUGAACUUGACGAUCUUACUGUUGGAGGACUCAUCAACGGCUAUGGAAUUGAAGGAAGCUCCCAUCUCUAUGGCUUGUUCUCGGACACUGUUGUGGCUUAUGAGAUUGUUCUAGCAGAUGGCCAGCUUGUUAGAGCCACUAAAGACAACGAGUACUCAGAUCUUUUCUAUGCAAUCCCGUGGUCCCAAGGAACAAUUGGUCUUCUUGUUGCUGCUGAGAUUAAGCUCAUACCCAUUAAAGAGUAUAUGAAAGUCACAUAUAAACCUUUUAUAGGGACAUUAAGGGAGAUAGGACAAGCUUAUAUGGAUUCUCUUGCCCCUAGAGAUGGAGAUCAAGAUAACCCAGAAAAGGUUCCCGACUUUGUGGAAACUAUGAUUUAUACCCCUUCUGAAGCUGUGGUCAUGUCAGGUAGAUAUGCCUCCAAAGAAGAGGCGAAGAAAAAGGGAAAUGUGAUAAAUCAGAUUGGAUGGUGGUUCAAACCAUGGUUCUAUCAGCAUGCAGCUACCGCACUCAAGAAAGGCGAGUUUGUGGAGUAUAUCCCUACAAGGGAUUACUAUCAUAGGCACACCAGGUCUUUAUAUUGGGAGGGAAAGCUUAUCCUUCCCUUUGCAGAUCAAUGGUGGUUCAGAUUUUUAUUGGGAUGGAUGAUGCCUCCCAAAGUUUCUCUGCUCAAAGCUACUCAAGGUGAAGCUAUCAGAAACUAUUACCAUGAAAUGCAUGUUAUUCAAGACAUGCUUGUUCCGCUUUACAAGGUUCCGGAUGCUUUGGAGUGGGCUCAUCGUGAGUUCGAGGUUUACCCUAUUUGGCUCUGCCCACACAGACUCUUCAAGCUUCCAGUCAAAACCAUGAUAUAUCCUGAACCAGGAUUCGAGUUACAUCGUCGGCAAGGCGACACACAUUAUGCUCAAAUGUACACAGAUGUUGGACUCUACUAUGCACCAGGCCCUGUCCUGAGGGGCGAGGUUUUCGACGGUGCCGAGGCUGUUCGUAGAAUGGAAAAAUGGCUUCUAGAAAACCAUGGAUUCCAGGCUCUAUAUGCAGUGUCAGAACUGAAUGAGAAAGAUUUCUGGAGGAUGUUUGAUGCUGAACUCUAUGAGCAAUGCCGGAAGAAAUAUGGAGCUGUUGGAACCUUUAUGACAGUUUACUACAAGACCAAGAAAGGCCGGAAAACUGAGAAGGAAGUGAAGGAAGCUGAACAAGCUCAUCUUGAAACUACUUGUGCUGAACUGGAACAGCCCAAUUAAAUUAAGUUCCUGCUUCAAAUAUUUGGUGCGUUUUCUUAAUUCUCUUUUUUUCUUUCUUUUUCAAGCAAAUGAUGUUCUUGUCGUUCCAGAUCUGAGUGCUUGUCUUACCUGCCCUUAGCUCUCCUAGUGGUUAAUUUGAAAAUGUUGUAGUUUGAAUUGCAGAACUUGAUGGAUUAUCAACAGAGUUUCUCUUUGAUGCUGUGUUUUUUUAUGAAUUAGAUGAGAUGUUGAUGA
Cucurbita moschata (crookneck pumpkin) is the source of this 2256-nucleotide messenger RNA. RefSeq names its product delta(24)-sterol reductase. The transcript has 4 exons. Gene Ontology annotation, molecular function: oxidoreductase activity, acting on the CH-CH group of donors, NAD or NADP as acceptor; FAD binding. The coding region runs from base 322 to 2022 and encodes 566 amino acids. Gene Ontology annotation, biological process: steroid metabolic process. Lineage: Eukaryota; Viridiplantae; Streptophyta; Magnoliopsida; Cucurbitales; Cucurbitaceae. Gene Ontology annotation, cellular component: membrane; cytoplasm. The record is from RefSeq and is a predicted model, not a curated record.